GAGAGAGAGAAAGCGUCGGUGGAGAAUUCAUUUCCAUUUUGAUACAGAGAAAUAUUGUAGAGAGAAAGAGAGAAAUUAGAAAAGGGGGGAGGCCAAAGAAUCGCUUCGUAGAUAAGCCAUCAAUAACCCCAAGAUUUCUCUCUCCAUACAUGUAUCUAUACAUACAUACAUUCAUAUAGCUGUUGAUUAUGUAUGUAUGUGUACAUAAGGGGAAAUUUUUAGAGACGAAAAAUUAUUAGUGAGGCGACGGCAUGGCUGAAUUGAGCUCCGAUUCCGUUAGCCUCGACGUGGAGACGAUUUAUCUUGGCGGAAAGGAGCAUAUUGUACAAACUGCGAGCGGUUCUGUAUCUGUUAUAGUUUAUGGAGACCCGGAUAAGCCAGCUCUGGUCACUUAUCCUGAUUUAGCUUUAAAUCAUAUGUCUUGUUUUCAAGGAUUGUUCUUUUGUCCAGAAGCUGCAGCUUUGCUGCUUCAGAAUUUCUGUGUUUACCAUAUUAGUCCUCCUGGACACGAGUUGGGAGCUGCUGCAAUUUGUGCCAAUGAUCCUGUUCCUUCUGUCAAUGACUUAGCGGAUCAAAUUCUUGAGGUGCUCAACUAUUUUAGGCUUGGUGCAGUUAUGUGCAUGGGUGUAACGGCCGGCGCUUACAUUCUCACCUUGUUUGCUACGAAGUUUAGGGAGCGGGUUCUUGGUUUGAUCCUUGUUUCUCCUUUGUGCAAAGCCCCGUCUUGGACAGAGUGGCUCCGUAAUAAGGUGAUGUCCAAUUUACUGUAUUAUUAUGGCAUGUGUGGUCUGCUGAAGGAUUUCUUACUUUACCGGUACUUUAGCAAGGAAGUUUGUGGCGAUGCUGAAGUUCCAGAAUCAGAUAUAGUUCAAGCAUGCAGAAGAUUGCUGGAUGAGAGGCAGAGCACAAAUGUGUUGCGUUUCCUUCAUGCAAUAAAUAGGAGACAUGACAUUACUGAUGGAUUGAAAACGCUCAGGUGUCGAACUCUUAUAUUUGUUGGGGAUGAUUCUCCUUUCCAUUCAGAGGCUCUUCACAUGGCUGCUAAAAUGGAGAGAAGAUACAGUGCCUUGGUUGAGGUACAGGCUUGCGGAUCAAUGGUGACGGAGGAGCAGCCACAUGCAAUGUUGGUACCCUUGGAAUACUUCUUCAUGGGGUAUGGACUAUACCGGCCAAGACAGUUUAAUGGCAGCCCAAGGAGUCCAUUGAGCCCUUCUUGUAUUGCACCUGAACUCCUCUCUCCAGAAAGCAUGGGGUUGAAACUGAAACCAAUCAAGACUCGCAUUUCGCCUGGCAGAUAAUGCUAGUUUCAUCCUUACUCUGUAAAUGGACGCCCGUCUAACCUCAUUUUAUGUUUCUUUUUUUUUUUUUUUUUGGUAUUUCAAUCAUAUUCAUGCCAUUUAUGUUUAAAUUGUUGAGGAGGGUAGAUAUGGUUUUAGAUAGGGGAAGGAGAUUCUUUAUUGGACAUGUAACAUAGGGUGGGAGUAUUUGGAUUAAAUUGAUUCAUUUGUAGUCAGUCAUGAAUUCAUCACUUGAUUUGUGUGAUGUGUAAAUCUUGAAGAUGAUAUUCAUGAUAAGGACGAGUGAUAAAUAAUAGAGACCAAGUGAGCUGGUGA
This is a messenger RNA of Sesamum indicum (sesame), 1613 nucleotides long. Its product is annotated as protein NDL1. The record is from RefSeq and is a predicted model, not a curated record. NCBI's taxonomy places the organism in Eukaryota, Viridiplantae, Streptophyta, Magnoliopsida, Lamiales, Pedaliaceae.